Molecule: messenger RNA, 816 nt
Organism: Lingula anatina
Lineage: Eukaryota; Metazoa; Brachiopoda; Lingulata; Lingulida; Lingulidae
Product: succinate dehydrogenase [ubiquinone] iron-sulfur subunit, mitochondrial
Biological process (GO): respiratory electron transport chain; aerobic respiration; tricarboxylic acid cycle
Cellular component (GO): mitochondrial membrane
Molecular function (GO): 2 iron, 2 sulfur cluster binding; oxidoreductase activity; electron transfer activity
Source: RefSeq, a predicted model, not a curated record
CCGAACCGGAAGUUUUUGAAAUAACGCGCAUGCGUGGAAAGUUUCGUAAGUGAACAUGGCGUCGUCACGGUCGCUCAUGAAAAGCCUGCAUCAGAAUUAUGCAUUAAUUCCUUUUAUCCAGGCACGGUUUUGCCAGACAGCAGCAGCGCCAGCUCUCCACCCAAAACUGAAGAAAUUUAGCAUAUACAGAUAUGAUCCAGACAAGCCAAACAAGAAACCAGCUCUGCAGGAGUAUGAAGUUGACCUCAACGAUUGUGGCCCUAUGGUCUUAGAUGCCCUUAUUAAGAUAAAGAACGAACAGGAUCCAACCUUGACCUUCCGGCGCUCGUGUCGUGAGGGAAUAUGUGGCUCCUGCUCCAUGAAUAUUAAUGGCGCCAACACACUGGCUUGUAUAUGUAAAAUUGAUGAAGGCAGUAAGGCUACCAAGAUCUACCCUCUCCCACACAUGUAUGUCAUCAAGGAUCUUGUGCCAGACAUGAAUAAUUUUUAUGCCCAGUACAGAUUCAUAGAGCCGUAUUUGAAGAAGAAAGAUGAAAACGAGGCAGAAAUAGGAACGAAGCCAUAUUUUCAGAGCCCAGAAGACAGGGCCAAGCUGGACGGGCUUUAUGAGUGUAUUCUGUGUGCAUGUUGUAGCACCUCUUGCCCCAGCUACUGGUGGAACUCUGACAAAUAUCUGGGACCUGCAGUUCUCAUGCAGGCAUACAGGUGGAUGGUGGACUCGCGUGAUGACUUUCAACACGAGCGCCUGGAGAAGAUGCGAGGCGCCUACGCUGCGUACAAGUGUCAUACCAUCAUGAACUGCACCAGAGUUUGCCC